AGGGGCUGCCAACACAUGCGGCGCUUCUGCAGGUGCGAGGACAAAAUAAACGCUCCGAAACGCACGGGAAUUGAACCAUCCUUUCCUUUUACGCAAACUGAAACGGAUUACAUUUUGAGUCCUUGCGAGGCUUGCCUUUUCCGAGGGAUUUGCGUGGAGUUGUGGAGAGGAGACAGAACUAGUCUACACAGCGUGGAAGUGACUUGGAUGAGGAGAGGGCAGCACGUUCAAAGCGGAGCCGGACAGGUAUCUUUCUUUUCGCUGCUUCUUGUCAACUAACCGCGCCUUGAGAUGAGUUUGAAAACUACGCGGCUCUAUACCUUUGACUGAGGAGUAUCACACGGAGGAUUUUAAGCCACAAAACUGGGACUAACACAGCGCGACGUGGACUUCAUUUACUCGUGUGUUGAGACUCUGAUUUGUGGCUUUUACGCGCGUGAGAAUCAGAAUGUUUGGAGCGCUUUAGGCAUCCCCUGCGCAUUUUUUGAUAUUUACUCGUCUCCUUUUUUUUUCAUUUAUCACACGAGACCUAAGGCAGUGCUUGACAGGGAGAGCGGAGGAAAAGAGCCGUGAGCCAGUGCACUUGCUGCUGAUGACUGCAGCAGGAGCGAUGUAUAGGAUGAAGUGUCUCGCAUUCCGAAAGGGAGGCUUGUUUUAAUGACACUACCCGUCUCCAUACGGACUUUUACGCAGUGACUACUUUCUUUUUUAACAUUUUUUCCUCGCUCAUAAACGGACAUUUUCAUUUCCAACGGGGACAAUGAGGACUACUGGUGCAGUGGAGUAUUUGUACUAUUGCAUGCUCAUCCUGCAGUUUGUGCAUCAACCCGCUGCCAAGCAAGUGCUGCGUUACCGCUUAGCUGAGGAGGGACCCGCCGACAUCAGGGUAGGAAACGUAGCCACCGACUUGGGCAUCGUGGCCGGGGCUGGUGAGGUGACAUUCACGCUUGAGUCUGGCUCUGAUUUUUUCAAAAUAGACAACAUCACAGGUGAGCUGACCACAAAUGAGAGGCGAAUAGACCGUGAGAAAUUACAGCAGUGCCAGAUGAUUUUUGAUGAGAAUGAAUGCUUUAUAGAUUUUGAGGUGUCAGUGAUAGGACCCGCGCAGAGCUGGGUUGACCUGUUUGAAGGAAAAGUCAUCAUUUUAGAUAUAAAUGACAACACGCCGUCUUUCCCUUCCCCUGUCCUAACGCUGUCUGUGGAGGAGAACAGACCCAUUGGGACCCUAUACCUGCUGCCCACUGCUACUGACAGAGAUUUUGGCAGAAACGGAAUUGAGCGUUACGAGCUUAUCCAGGACAACGGAGAGACCCCUAGACGCUCUGGCUCAUCUGGGGACUCGUACUCGGGCAAGAGGCGGUUUGACGAGGGCGCGAGCAGGAGCAGCGUCUUUGAACUGCAAGUUGCUGACACCACAGACGGGGAGAAGCAGCCCCAGCUCAUUAUAAAGGGGGCCUUGGAUAGAGAGCAGAGAGACUCUUAUGAACUCACGCUGAGAGUUAGAGAUGGAGGGGAUCCGCCGCGCUCCUCCCAGGCCAUCCUGAUGGUCAUGAUCACGGAUGUGAACGACAACAGCCCCCGCUUUGAGAAGAGCGUUUACGAGGCUGACUUGCCCGAAAAUAGUUCCCCAGGGGCCCCUAUAUUACAGCUAAAGGCAGCCGACGCCGACGUGGGGGUGAACGGUCAGAUAGAGUAUGUGUUUGGGGCAGCCACAGAAUCAGUGCGGAGGUUGCUGAGGCUGGAUGAAAGCACGGGGUGGCUUAGUGUCCUGCACCGCAUUGACCGUGAAGAAGUGAGCCAACUGAGGUUUACUGUAAUGGCCCGUGACCGUGGACAACCCCCCAAAAUGGACAAGGCCACAGUGGUGUUAAACAUAAAAGAUGAGAACGAUAAUGUCCCUGCCAUAGAGAUACGCAAGAUUGGACGCAUAUUCCUAAAAGAUGGAAUAGCCAAUGUGGCAGAGGAUGUAGUUGUGGACACGCCCAUUGCUUUGGUUCAAGUAUCAGACCGGGACCAAGGGGAGAAUGGCAUCGUGACGUGUACAGUGGUAGGGGAUGUGCCAUUUCAGCUCAAGCCUGCUAGUGAGAUGGAGGGAGAGCAGAACAAAAAGAAAUAUUUCCUUCACACCUCUGCAGCCCUGGACUAUGAGGCCACACAGGAAUACAAUGUGGUCAUAGUGGCGGUAGACUCCGGAAGCCCCAGCCUAGCAAGUAAUAACUCUCUUAUAGUGAAAGUAGGCGACACUAAUGACAACCCUCCCAUCUUUAGCCAGAAUGUAGUGGAAGUUUCGUUUCCAGAAAACAAUGCCCCUGGGGAAAGGGUCACGACUGUACUGGCCAUAGAUGCAGAUAGUGGCAAGAAUGCAGAAAUUGCCUAUUCCCUAGAUGCGGCUGUGAAUGGGAUUUUCUCGAUUAAUGCCGACAGUGGGGACAUCAGAGUAAACACCAUUCUGGACAGGGAACAAAAAGAGAGGUAUGAAUUUAAAGUGAUCGCCAAAGAUAAGGGCCUUCCUAUAUUACAGGGAUCAGCCACUGUGGUUAUUCUCGUAGCGGAUAAAAAUGACAACGAGCCAAAGUUCAUGCAGGAUGUGUUCACGUUCUACGUGAAAGAGAACCUUGAGCCAAACAGUCCGGUCGGCAUGGUAACGGUGAUUGAUGCUGACAAAGGCCAGAACGCAGAGAUGAGUCUUUUCAUAGAGGAGGAGGAGGACAUCUUUUCUAUUGAGAACGAUACAGGGACAAUUUUUUCCACAUUGUCAUUUGACAGAGAACAGAAAACUACAUAUACUUUCAGGGUCAAGGCUGUAGACGGCGGGGAUCCUCCUAGGUCAGCCACCGCAACCGUUUCACUUUUUGUCAUGGAUGAGAAUGACAAUGCCCCUACGGUUAACUUCCCUAUAAACAGUUCCUACACGCUCCUCCCACCAUCCAGCAACAUCAGGACCGUGGUUAGAACGGUUCAAGCUAGUGACAGUGACACUGGCAUCAACGCUGACCUCAACUACAGCAUCAUUGGCGGGAAUCCUUUCAAACUGUUUGAGAUUGAUGGAGGAACUGGAGUCAUAUCACUUGUUGGGAAACUAGAGCAAAAGCAUUACGGGCUCCAUAGAUUAGUAGUGCAAGUGAAUGACAGUGGCCAGCCCUCGCAAAGCACCACCACACUUGUGCAUGUGUACGUGAACGAGACUCUAUCCAACUCUACAAUAGUGGACGCACAAGUGGCUAGGAGUCUCAGCACUUCACUUAACACAAACAUAGCAGGUGACCCCAACUAUGACCUUAGCAAGCAGCGGCUAAGCAUUGUAAUUGGAGUUGUAUCGGGAAUAAUGACUGUCAUUCUAAUUAUCCUGGUGGUCGUGAUGGCCCGCUACUGCCGCCCCAAGAACAAGAACGGAUACGAGGCGGGCAAAAAGGACCACGAGGACUUUUUCACACCUCAACAGCACGACAAAUCCAAAAAACCCAAAAAGGACAAGAAAAAGCAAAAAUCAAAGCAACCACUCUACAGCAGCAUCGUCACGGUCGAAGCUUCUAAGCCUAAUGGACAGCGUUAUGAUGGCGUGAGCGAGAAGCUUUCAGACAGUCCCGGCAUGGGCAGGUACCGCUCGGUCAACGGAGGGCCCGGGAGUCCGGAUUUGGCAAGGCACUACAAGUCGAGCUCGCCUCUGCCCACGGUCCAGCUGCACCCACAGUCUCCCACAGCGGGGAAAAAGCACCAAGCUGUUCAAGACUUGCCCCCUGCCAACACCUUUGUGGGCACCGGAGAUAACAUAUCCCUAGGAUCCGACCACUGCUCCGAGUACAGCAGUCAAACCAUCAACAAAUACAACAAACAGCCAUUUCGCCGAGUGACCUUCUCUGUGGUGAGCCAGCCCCAGGACCCUCACCAGCAGGGAUCGCUGCAGAGCUGCUACGACAGCGGCCUGGACGAGUCGGAGACACCCAGCAGCAAGAGCUCGUCGGGCCCCCGGCUGGGCGCCCUGCCCCUGCCUGAGGACAGCUACGAGAGGACAACGCCGGAUGGCAGUGUCGGUGAGGCAGAGCACAUGGAAAAUGACUCCCGGCCCCUGCCUGACGUAGCCAUGACCGGCAAGUGCACCCGGGAAUGUGAUGAGUACGGCCACUCCGACUCCUGCUGGAUGCCUGUGCACACAUCGCCCGAGCGCCGGCCAUCCAAGUCCUCCAACAAUCCCCAACAACCAAAGCUUUCCACGUUCAUGAGUGGCACUGGCAGCAGCAGCAGCAGCAGUGCCGAGCAGCCCGGCAGCCAAGAGACCCUCGCCAUGGCUGCCAUGGCCAACGGAGACCCCACCGCUGCGCACAUGAUGGGCGACCGCAACCGCAACCUGCUCAACAGGAAAAUGGCCUCCUCUUCAUCCUACGAAGCCUUUGGUUCGCCUUCCUACGGCUCUGCUGGAGCUGGGGAGGAGGUGCUGGGCCAUCCCACUGAGGAAAUCCCUCUGGCUCCCACAGGGGAGUACAAGCCCACCACGUGUGGUACUCUCACACGGCGGGAGGUAUACCUGUGAGGCCCCACUGGACACAGCUGCUGUGCCACUCUCUGUUCAAAGAACUACACCAGAGCUGCCAGCCUCCACAUAACCGCUGUAGAGAGCCCCAUGUAGGGCCUGUAGGACUAUAGUGUGCCCAAAGACUACUAUACGUGGAGAUGUACUCUUACUUUUUAAGUGCUCAUUUUGGCCAUGAACUUGAUGGAACAAGGGGGAGGGUCAUGGAUGGAACUUGUAACGUGGUCUGUCGGGCUCUUUUGACUUACCUGCUGCCUGACAGUCAAUGUGUACAGAAUCAUUUGACAUAUAGCGUACAUGCAUGCAUUACCCACUGCAGCCCCACUCCCUGAAGAGGACACUGUACAGGAAAUACUCUGUUGGCCUUUUCUACCUGCUUUUCUGGGCUAAAACACUGAACCAAAACUUUACCACAUUCAAAUCUCAUUAGGAUUGGACAGACUAAGCUUUAAGGAUUCUGCCCAGAAAAGACUCGUGUUUUUCAGAAAUUCUUUGACUGAAAUGAAACCCGAUGGAAUUUGCUGCACCACGACAACAGUUCCUACAUCCCUUCUACACUAUGGGAGUCUGCAUUGCCAGUGUGAAUGGUGACAAACUGUACAUACACAUUGGACCUCAAACCAAUACUGCUACCAUUCCCUUUUGUCUUGCUACUUUCUACAGUUUCUCAUUCACUGUCUGUUUGAACACAGUUCUACAAGAUCUUAGAGCCAUGGAAAUGGCUGGAAAAGCAUGUGGUUCCCUUAAAGGGAUGUACUAGUUGUGAUAGUGGUUACUUUGACAUAUUUCAAUGCAGGCUAUAGCACUGACUGAAUCCUUAGAAAGCACAUAGAGUGGCAUGCAGUCAUUAUAUGGCUAAAGAGGGCAUAGUAUGGCAGAUUAGCUCCAACUGAAGUUUGUUUACAACAUUCUCGUGUUAUAGAAUGAGCAAUAAAUCUCAUAACCAUACAUACGACCAAGUAACAUUCAAUACAUUCAUUUGCCUUUGAGGUUGCGUCAAGGCAAGGAAGCCUGGAUCUAUUUAGCACUAGUAUGUUGCAUUACAUAUAAGUGGCAUCGUUUAGCAUGAAUGUAAAAUUCAACAAAAUUGGAAACAAUCAAAGUAGACGAAGGCUGGAUGAUCAACGGUUAACCAAAGCUUCGUAAAACAGAAUGAAGCGUUCCCUAACACAGCAUUCAAUAGCAUCAUUU
Messenger RNA from Periophthalmus magnuspinnatus, 5719 nucleotides. It is a transcript of the gene pcdh7b, whose product is annotated as protocadherin 7b. Gene Ontology annotation, cellular component: plasma membrane. The record is from RefSeq and is a predicted model, not a curated record. Bases 761 to 4528 code for a protein of 1255 amino acids. Gene Ontology annotation, molecular function: calcium ion binding. Gene Ontology annotation, biological process: homophilic cell-cell adhesion. The transcript is spliced from 3 exons. NCBI's taxonomy places the organism in Eukaryota, Metazoa, Chordata, Actinopteri, Gobiiformes, Gobiidae.